This is a messenger RNA of Drechmeria coniospora, 366 nucleotides long. RefSeq lists its product as uncharacterized. Lineage: Eukaryota; Fungi; Ascomycota; Sordariomycetes; Hypocreales; Ophiocordycipitaceae. The transcript has 2 exons. The record is from RefSeq and is a predicted model, not a curated record. Bases 1 to 366 code for a protein of 121 amino acids.
AUGGAUAAGGGGAAGCCCGAAGAAAUUAACCUCCAGCAAGUCAUAGAGGACUUUAUGGAGCGGACCGAGGACGAGUCGGGCAUACCACGGGCCCGUAUUAAACGCAAACCGAUUCCGGUCGGGGACCCGUACGACGGCAACAAGGGCACCUUUGCAGCCUGGAAGUUCUGCAUAGACCGCAAGCUCCGAGUAGAUAAGGACUUCAUCGGGUCCGCCCAGGACCAAUGGAUCUUCGUUUGGCAAAACCUCUCGGCCAAAGUCCAGCAACGAGUUACAACGUACUUCAAAGAAGGCUCCCGCAUCGGUUACGACCCGUUCCAAUUCCUAACGUACCUCGAAUCGGCUUACAGCGACCCUUACUGCUAG